Messenger RNA from Pipistrellus kuhlii (Kuhl's pipistrelle), 1046 nucleotides. It is a transcript of the gene S100A16, whose product is annotated as S100 calcium binding protein A16. The transcript is spliced from 3 exons. Lineage: Eukaryota; Metazoa; Chordata; Mammalia; Chiroptera; Vespertilionidae. Gene Ontology annotation, molecular function: calcium ion binding. The record is from RefSeq and is a predicted model, not a curated record. Gene Ontology annotation, cellular component: nucleus; perinuclear region of cytoplasm. The coding region runs from base 187 to 498 and encodes 103 amino acids.
UCCCCACCGAGCCAGCUCAGCCGGGCCGGGAAGGAGGGAGUGGGACACAUUCUGGGAGCGCGGCGGGGAGGAGUCCUGGCGGGGUAAGUGAGGGUUGCUGCUUGGCGGUGCCAGAGCCCAGGCCCCAGAGCCUUGCUGGAGAGGAGUUGCACCGAGGAGGCAGGCCCCUCGAGGAGUGAGGCAGUGAUGGCGGACUGCUACACAGAGCUGGAGAAGGCGGUUGUCGUUUUGGUGGAAAACUUCUACAAAUAUGUGUCCAAGUACAGCCUGGUCAAGAACAAGAUCAGUAAGAGCAGCUUCCGAAAGAUGCUUCAGCACGAGCUCAACCACAUGCUGACGGACACGGGGAACCGAAAGGCUGCCGACAAGCUCAUCCAGAACCUGGACGCCAACCACGACGGACGCAUCAGCUUUGACGAGUACUGGACCUUGAUAGGAGGCAUCACCAGCCCCAUCGCCAACCUCAUCCGCGAGCAGGAGCAGCAGAACAGCAGCUAAAGAACCCCCACCAUCCCCUCAUGGCACUGCCCCAAUGCCCGGCCCCUCAUGCUCUUCCCAGCCUCCUGCCCACCCAGGCCCUGCCCUCACCUCUCCCUCCAGACCUUCUGUUGAUCAUUGCUGAACAAGGGGAGGGGGUGAUGUCAGGGCCUCUUUGUGAGCAUCUCAGUCUGGGGGUGCCUACCUCAGGGUCUCAGUCCCUGGAGCCAGCAGACGCUGGGCAUCCAGGCCCUCAGUGCUGUUUGGGUAACCUAAGCGUUUCCUCAGUCCACCUACCCUGCCAACAUCUGAUGUUCCUGCCUAAUUCUGAGUCUCUCGUGACCCCUGGAGGUCAGCUCGCUGCUCCAGGUCUUCCUGCUCCUGGCAUAAGCACCAGAGACAUCUCCCCUUCCCCUCAGCCCCUCAGCUGGGAAAGGACUUUCAGGUACUGCCCUCCAGUUAGCUGCCUCUGGGUCUGGGAAGAGAUAAGCAGGGUGGAGCCUUCUCCCUCCUCCUCAGCCCCUGAAGCAUGGCAAUAAAGGCUGGAUUUGAAAUUUGUCUCCCCCUCA